AAAUGUUAGCAUGACAAAAAAGAAGUCUACAAGUCGACAGUCCCUUGGUGCCGCUAGGAAUGCCCCUUCUGCUUACUUUGAUGAGCUUUGUCAGAUAUCUACAAUCCUCAACUGUGGACUCGAGCAAGAAUGGAUAGAGUUCAUAUCAAACCAAGCAGACCUUCAACAGCGAUGCCAGGCAGCAGAAGGAGAGGUUACCAGACUACGAGUACAAGUCAACCAGUUCAAAUCAGACAAAGAAGCGUCUGAUCUCCGUGUCAAACACAUGAGGAAGCAGCUUGCAGAAGAGAAGUCACAGAAACAAGCUUUAAGUAAACUGAAUGAGAAACUUGUUCAACAAAUCCGUGUUAUAAAAGAGAUCCUGGAAGACCGAGACAGAAUGAGCAUGAUGACGGACGAAGAUAAAACAGCUCUAGGACUUAACAAGAGCCAUCUCAGAAAGCAGUUUGACAAAGUGUUUGAAGAUGUGUCAGUAGACCUGGACUCAGAUCAGAGUUUAGAGCCGAGUUUCGAAGGAGAGUUGGAGGAGACGAGGACAGAGUGGAGGCGCAGAUCCAGGAGGUCCAACGUGCGAAAAUCUGAGAGACAAAGCACAGGGCCGGGGGUGACUGUGAAGAAGAGAAGAACUUCCAACCUGCAUCAUCCUCCUAAAGAGGACAUCUACAUGACGAUGGAACCAACUUCGUCUGAGAGUAGCGAACCUCCUGUCAUUUACCCCAACCUCAAGAAGUUCAACAAAGCUCACCCUGUUCCUCACGUCGAAGCAGAAGUGAUAUCGGUGCAAUCGUCAGAAGCGACCACUAUUUCCACAACCGAAACGGAGAGUGACGUUGACUAUCUUCCGUCUGACACAGAGUCCAUCUCCUCGACCACUAGCGAGAGUUCCCUGCCAAACCGUCCCCAUCACUUUGCGCUCAAGAGCAUGAUUAAACCAGAGGGCUGCAAAGCUUGUCGUAAAAGACUCGGUUUUUCUGCCCACGCUCUACGUUGUAAAUAUUGCAAGAUGGUGGUACACCAAGAUUGUAAGAAUGCAGCACCGAUGCCCUGCGUCCCUAUCCUUAGCACACCGUCCCGGAAACAAGACGGAAGUCUCUUUUCCUACGUUCCCAAGAACCCGCCCCAUGUCCCGUCAAUUAUGCUCCGGUGUGUUCAGGAAAUAGAAGCCAGGGGACUGAACGAGAUAGGACUCUACAGGGUCACUGGACCAGAUAAGGCAAUAAAAGAGCUGAAGGAGAGGAUGCUGAGACCGAGAUGUCAGACCAACCUCCGGAAGAUUGAUGACACUACAAUCCUAACAGGAGUUCUCAAGAACUUCCUCAUGAACCUGAACGAUCCCAUUUUGACCUCAGCGCUGUCAGAUGAAUUUAAGAAUAACGCGGAGAAAGGAAGUGCUAAUCACCUCUACGGAACGAUAUCCAAGCUCCCUCACGAGAAUAGACAUACACUAGCUUUCCUCAUCAUACAUUUGCAGAAGGUUGCCGAGAGUGAACACUGCAAGAUGCCCCGCUCCAACAUUGCCAGAGUAUUUGCACCGACUCUAGUCGCAAGCAUCGCAAUGACCGACAUGGACAGCGCGAUGCGUGACACGAAGCGCAGCGCUAAAGUAGUAGAAUGUUUGCUGGACCUACCCCCGUACUACUGGACCAACAUGUUGAACCCUCACGAGGAUUGCUCCUCUCCUACUCCUUACUCUAAUGAUGAAGCUCCUCGUACUCCCGGUACCCCUGAAAUGUUGAAGGUACAACCGGGAAUGUACCAGCCUCCAACUCCUACCAACGCUAAGGAAACCACGUUUACUCAGCGUGUUUUCGGUGGAAAGAAAAAGACUUUCUUCAACAAGUUUGAAACACCUUGAUUUUGACAGAACUGUGGUUUGUUAAACUUGUAUUAGUUUGUAGAUAUAUUAUUGCGUUUGUAUACCAAAGUGUGUGAGAUCAUGAUACGAUGAGAAACAAUACACAAAAAUGUUUGUGAGGGCUAAGGAUACCAAUCUGUGUGUGCCCAUUGUCAGGGACGCUUAGCACAAUUUUCCGAUUUUUCUUGAACCUAAAACAUUCUGGCAGUGAUACAGUUUCCAACGAAAGAUAGUUAGCAUUUUGAAUAUUGACCUCUUAGAUUAUAGGCCAGGUUCUGACAGGACAAUCGAACUUUGUCUGGGUUAAAAUGAGAGAUAACCUGGCGAUGGGCAAAUGUGAAUAUGAGUGAAUUGCAAGGGAAAAGAAUAUAAUUAAUUUUCGUGUCAAACUCAUGUGUUUCCACAAUACAAAUGUUACUUAGUUGAACAUGAUUGCUUUGAAAGCAGCAAUUUUUUUUUUAUUUAAAGUUCUGGGAAUCAUCGACCGUUAUCCAAGAAAUUCAUUUGCGAUGUUUGUAAUUGUGCAUGCCGGAGAUUUUUGUGAUCAUUCUUGACACGACAAAAUUUCGAUGAUUCCCCAGCUUUGUUCCUUCAACAUUGAACAAUGUUGUACUAAUAUUUCGCUUGGUUUUAGUUUUUAAACAUUUUUUAUCGUAAAAUGCACGACUCUAAUUUUAAACUUAACUAUGACUCUGAAACUGUAAAUAUAAGUUAAGAAUAGUAAAUACAUUCUUAAGACGAAGUUGAUUGUACGUUAUAUGCAAAACCUUCAAUAUAAUUGUUUGAAUACUUAUUCUAGCAAUUUGACAGUUUCAAUACUGUAACUAUUGCGGGUUGUGCGGGAAGUUUUGACAGUAGAUUUUACAUUUUGUUUUUAACGCCAUCAGAUGGGAAACUUAUCCCCAAUUUUCUCUGAAUUAGAAUUUUCAGUGUCCACAAGUAAGUUAAGCAGAGCCAUUUCCUAGUUCAGAUUCCAGAGCAUGUGUGUUACAUCUGACUGAGGAGUUUAAAUAAUUGAUUUGAUUUUCAACUGUUUGUGUCGAAUGUAAGUUGUACUGCUGUGUAGUAAGUCAAACUAGCGCGAAUGAUGUCAUAUUUUUAUUGUAUUGUAUUGGUCACUAUUCAGUAUCCUAUUUAAAAGUCUUGA
Molecule: messenger RNA, 3002 nt
Organism: Bolinopsis microptera
Lineage: Eukaryota; Metazoa; Ctenophora; Tentaculata; Lobata; Bolinopsidae
Product: rac GTPase-activating protein 1-like
Exons: 10
Coding region: 11-1855 (614 amino acids)
Biological process (GO): Rho protein signal transduction; mitotic spindle midzone assembly; mitotic cytokinesis
Cellular component (GO): nucleus; centralspindlin complex; spindle midzone
Molecular function (GO): GTPase activator activity
Source: RefSeq, a predicted model, not a curated record